GAAGAAGAAGAAGCAGCACAGGAAGAAGCGACAGUGGGGAAUAGCAGAAUCAAGAAUGCCUUUCCAUUUCUGCCCUCAAUGUGGGACGAAGUUGCAGCCUGAUUUCAGAUUUUGUCCAUCUUGUGGGGAGAAGCUUCCGUGUCCUGUAGAUGAACCUGUGAGCUCGGAUGCUUCUUUUAGUCUCUUUCCACCCAAAAAGGGUGACAUAACAACACCAGUAGCUAAGACAAGUCAUGCUCUAAGCACAAGUUGUGAGCCUAAGGAAAUCCCUUCAUGUAUCACCCCAAGUCCAGUUUCAACUCGUCCUGCACUGCGAAAGGCUCGUAACUCCCUUCGUCUGGACAGGGAAGUUAAAUUCAGCAUUAAAGAUACUGCUCCACCUGUGGUGCCCUCAGCUAAUGCUGUCAGAGAUGACAAGACUGAAGAUAAUGGCGCUGGACUCCACGUGUCUCCACCAAAGGAGCACACAGCUGCUUUCAAACGUGACACAGAGGAACCAACUUUAAAGUCUUCAGCUUCUCCUGUCGUUAGAUCUCCUCGAGUUGUCAGGGGAAAGGCAAAACUCUCCAGUCCUGCUAAGAAGCCAGUAGAAGGAAAGACGCUGACUGACAAAGCAAGUGGGAAGGCAGAGGGGUCAACAGUAGACAGUUCUCCUGUGGCUGUUCUCUCUCCGGUUUCCUCACCAGUCUCUAGGUCUCCUUUAAAAGCGACAGGAAAAAGCAAGGCCAAAAAGGCCAAGCAUGCGCUGCCGGUGGAGCCGUUACAGGGAGGCGAGGAGGUGACAGACACAACAGGAAAGAAAUGGAAACUGAUGAAACUGCUCAGUCAGAGCCCAACAGAUGUUAUCUAUGAAGUUUUGCAGACAGUUUCACGAUCCAGUACCAAGGAAUCAAAUCACAUCCUAAAACUGGGAGCUAAAGAUGGUAAAAUCUUCAAUGAGCAGAACUUUCUGCAGAGAGCUGCUAAACCUGCAUCUGUGGACAAGUGGAUCAAGCAAAAUAAGAUGGAUUUUCUGGGGAUUCCUUCUUGUGUUGGUUUUGGUCUUCAUGGAGAUUCCUACAGGUUUCUGAUUUUCCCCAACAUGGGCCAAUCUCUCCAGUCUGUCACUGAGGAAGAAAAUGAGUUUCUGUCUGAGAAAGCUGUUCUUCAGCUCGCCUGUAGACUAUUAGAUGUUCUGCAGUAUAUCCAUUCAAACGAGUAUGUUCAUGCUGAUAUUAAUGCAGAAAACAUCUACAUCAAACCAGGACAGACAUCACAGGUCUACCUUGUAGGAUACUACCAUGCCUUCAGGUACUGUCCAGGGGGCCAACACGUAGAAUACCGUGAAGCCAGCAGGACACCACAUGAGGGCACCAUAGAGUUCAUCAGCCUGGACGCACACAAGGGAGCAGCACCGUCUCGACGCAGUGACUUGCAGUCUCUGGGCUACUGCAUGCUGCGAUGGCACACAGGGACGCUGCCGUGGACUGACCUCACUCAACUGGACCAAGUAACCGCCCAGAAACAGAGGUACAUGGAGGAUGUUCCUUCACUGUUGAGGCACUGCUUUGGGAAGAAGAGAGUUUCCAAAGCAUUUCAAACCUACCUGACCGCAGUGAUGGCUCUGCAGUACUCGGAGCAACCCGACUAUUCAGCGCUAAAGGCCGGACUCAGUGCAGCCUUACUGCAGAUGGGGGGUUCGCUGGAGCAGCCACUUAGUUUUUAGAACUGGGACAAAAGGAAGACAUAUGGAACAAGGACUGUCUUUUUUUCUUUUUUUAUAAUGCUGUGUUUUAUCUGUGAUGUUUUAUUGCACUGAAAGCAGAGUUAGAGGUCAAUAUGUGCAAAUGAAUCGUUAGAAUCAUUUGUCAUAAAGCUUGUGGUCAUACAGUUUUCACUGGGGACAUCAUUUCAAGCAUCCGUGUUGUGGUUUCUCAUAAAUUUCACUGUGGUUUUUAGUAUCUCAAGAGUAACUUGAAUGGGAGAGGGAUUCAGGUUCCUGAUGCACAGAUUUUGGGUGAUAGUGAUAUUUUGUUAGUGUCACUGUGUCCUUGUGAAUUUUGUCUGGUUUUAGACAUUUGAACAGGUUGCUUGUUAAAAAACAAAAUUCUGUUCAGUGAAUUUACCUGCAUUUUUUUUUUUAUGGGGGGGGGGGGGGGGGGGUAAGAAUGAGGGGAGAGCAGGAUUGACAAUGCAAAUUUUGAUGUUAUGAUGUGAACUUAGUCCUGCUAUUUCCUUCUGCUGAGCCAAUGCACAGAUGUGGAUUAACAUAACCCCUCAAUUCUUUCUUAAAUGUAGACAUAGUUAAUCCGCUUGAAUAAAAUAUAAAUAUUUCUUUUACAAAACAGUGCCUACGUGCCUUUUGACAUUCAAUUCUUGGAAGUCAAAGAGCAACUCAUUUAUGCUCAUUGCUCUUCAUCUUCAAUUUAAGGGGUGUUUUAAAAAAAAAGAAUCUUCAGGAAAUGUUGGUUUUGUUCUCUUGUUGUGACUCUGUCACAGUUCUGACACAUGCUGAUUCAUUCAAUACAACAACAGACGUGUUACUUUUAAA
Toxotes jaculatrix (banded archerfish) is the source of this 2530-nucleotide messenger RNA. RefSeq names its product VRK serine/threonine kinase 3 (gene vrk3). Gene Ontology annotation, molecular function: ATP binding; protein serine/threonine kinase activity. Bases 56 to 1705 code for a protein of 549 amino acids. Gene Ontology annotation, biological process: signal transduction; peptidyl-serine phosphorylation. Gene Ontology annotation, cellular component: nucleus; cytoplasm. The record is from RefSeq and is a predicted model, not a curated record. Lineage: Eukaryota; Metazoa; Chordata; Actinopteri; Toxotidae. The transcript is spliced from 16 exons.